AUGACUAAAGCAGACUUUGCCCGUGCACUUCAUCUCAGUCCCAAGAAUGUCAGCGAUUUCAUGACAAAGCCUGGGACUGGAAGUUCUGUUUGCCACAGUGCGCAUGCGUGGUUCAAGCAGCGAGAUGUCCUCAAGAUCAAGACGCCCAACGUCAAGAAGCGUCAGCAACAGGAUGACCAGAAGGCUGCCGAAGCCGCGGCCCUAUCUGUCACUACGCCAGCCGCGAAGAAAGCAAAAACGAGCUCCAGCAGUACGUUGCCAGAUCUCAGGCAAAUCUACCUAUACGGCGAGGAAACCGACGAAGUGCCGGUUUACGACACGUGCGAUGAAAUCCGAAGGAAGAUCAAUUUGCAUUUGAAGAUUCCCGGUUUGACUCAAGCACAAUUCUGUCGUGAUCUUUACGCCCAGCUCCAGGCACCAAAGUGCAAGCAGAUUGCAUCGAAGCAGCUCGCCGACUUCAGGAGCCAGCAUGGACCGCGGACUGGUGCCAAGAGCACGGUCUUCUACGCUGCCUAUGUUUACUUUGAGAAGCUGAGAAUCACGCAGGGCAAGCAGAAGUCCAAGCACAGAGAGACAAUGGAGGGAUUGCACCCCCUUGGAUUCGAUCGUGACACGGAUCAUAGAACCACGUAA
Messenger RNA from Truncatella angustata, 633 nucleotides. RefSeq lists its product as uncharacterized. Lineage: Eukaryota; Fungi; Ascomycota; Sordariomycetes; Amphisphaeriales; Sporocadaceae. Bases 1 to 633 code for a protein of 210 amino acids. The record is from RefSeq and is a predicted model, not a curated record. The transcript has a single exon.